CCAUGUUGUGUUCAGCGACGGGGAUUUUAUUUGAGUUCUAUUAUUUCAAUGCCUACAGAUGUGUUAUGUAACAUGUCGUCUAAUCUAAUGAAAUAUUCAGUACAUAACGAGCGGUCAAUUUCAACAUAUUAUGUGGGAGUUGUAGUAUGGUGUGUGCUACUGAUGUCAACAAACAUAAAUAGUAUGUACACACCAAUCGAAAGUGAAAAACCUGGUGGCAGAAGGUUUAGAAAAUCGAAGAGAAAAGAACGAGAACAGAAAGUGAUUGGUAUGGAAACGAAGUCUGAGAUUAUUGAUGAAUAUCUCUCAGAUGACGUAAUUCUGUAUGAUCCUCAGAAUUAACCAAGAUAUAAUGUAAUAUUGUAUUAGAAUACAUUUGGUUGUACUCACUUGUGUUGUCGUUCACUACAGUAGUUGUAAUGUAUAUGAAUUGUGUAUAUGAAUUAUCGCUAUCAACCAAAAUAACUUCUUAAUAACAUCGAUCAACUGGU
Messenger RNA from Schistosoma haematobium, 491 nucleotides. RefSeq lists its product as uncharacterized. The record is from RefSeq and is a predicted model, not a curated record. NCBI's taxonomy places the organism in Eukaryota, Metazoa, Platyhelminthes, Trematoda, Strigeidida, Schistosomatidae. The transcript is spliced from 2 exons. The coding region runs from base 49 to 342 and encodes 97 amino acids.